Batrachochytrium dendrobatidis JAM81 is the source of this 1440-nucleotide messenger RNA. RefSeq lists its product as uncharacterized. Gene Ontology annotation, molecular function: transcription coregulator activity. Gene Ontology annotation, biological process: chromatin remodeling; positive regulation of pseudohyphal growth by positive regulation of transcription from RNA polymerase II promoter. The transcript is spliced from 5 exons. The coding region runs from base 1 to 1440 and encodes 479 amino acids. Gene Ontology annotation, cellular component: nucleus; nuclear chromosome. The record is from RefSeq and is a predicted model, not a curated record. NCBI's taxonomy places the organism in Eukaryota, Fungi, Chytridiomycota, Chytridiomycetes, Rhizophydiales.
AUGUCAACCACUCCUACGAACAUCUAUUCAAAGGCUUCGUAUGUCGACCCCGACUUGAUUGACGAACUUGGCGACGAAGUCACAACACCUGGAGGAACACAACCUGCUGAUGACCAACAGAAUGGUCAAGGCAGCACUGCAAACAAACGCAUUGACCAGCUUCGACAGCUAGCAAAUCUCCCAGUAAAACUAAUUCCAAUUCGGCUAGAUCUUGAGAUAGAAGGUGUCAAGUUGCGAGAUCAAUUUACCUGGAAUAUGAAUGAAACGCUCAUGACACCAGAGUAUUUUGCGCAACUUUUGGCGGACGAUCUAGAGUUUCCAUAUGCGUCAUAUUUUGUACCUCAGAUAGCAGAUGCCAUUCGAAAACAAGUUUCAGAAUACGCUGCCGCCGUAGAAGAGGAUCUUAUCCCUGUCGAAAAACUCAAAACCAUACCCCAAAAAACUGUUGCUUUGGAGAGUUCUCCGCCGUCCAAGUCUUUAGUUGAAGAUGCCUUGCAAACCAAACAAGAGUUGCACACUAAUGGUGGUGAUGGCCUUUUAAAUAAAGAAAGUGAAGUAAGCACCACUAGCGCAGUUGACGAGACUGGAGACGCUCUAGAUGAUUUUUCAGCAUACGGCGAUUUACGAAUAGUGAUUACGUUGGAUCUUCAUGUCGGAGUUGUGUAUCUCAGGGAUCGAUUCGAAUGGCCUCUUUUUCCUACACAUUCUAUUACACCAGAGCAUUUUGCUCGCCAACUUUCUGCGGAUCUUGGAGUGGGUGGUGAAUUUGUCCCCAUGAUUGCACAUGCCAUUCGCGAACAGGUUGUCAAUGCGCGUUUGAAUUACUCUCAGGCUACAGAAGCAGCAUUUUGGAGAUCACGGCCAUUUAGAAGUGAAGAUUUUGAGUUUGAAUGGCAGCCCGAUCUGCGAAUUCUCUCGGAUGAGGAUAUUGACCGGAUUAACAAAGAGGAGGAUCGUAACUCACGACGAUUGAGACGACAACGGCAUCAGCUGGGCGGCCGAUCUGCGCGUGGACGUGUGGCAGAAUCGACGAUACCUGGCACUCUUCAACCUAAUCUUCCAGUGUUUACCCACUACCCGUUUCCACCUCCCACACUGUCCAUUGGAUACGUUGGUGGUUUGCUGAGUCAGCAACUACAGUACCAGCAACAACUGCAACUUCAAAUUCAACAACUUCAGAAACAACAACUGCUUCGACAACAGCAGCAAGCAAAUCUAGUGUUGGCGGGGUACGCGCCGGGAUCUCGUGGUACUUCAGGUACUACACCCACUGCUCCACCUACUGGAUAUAAGCGAGGACCAUACAAACGUCGUGAGCCAGCCUCGGAUGACCGACGUAAGCAAGAUUCUUACUCUCGAAGACAGUCGGGUGCCGCAGCAACUCCUUUGAAUGGACGUGUAGAGCUGACACGUAUCUCGGACUUGCAGGUGAUUUUAUGA